UGGGGUGCCGACCGGUCCGCGGCGGCGACGGGGGUGGCCGGACCUCGAUCCCACCCCUGCGGCUUGGCGCGGGCGAUGCGAGACCUGCGGACGCGAGCGGGUUCCCAGGGCCCCUAGCCGUCUUCAUGCAGAAGAUGAGCCCUCCAAGCCCAAGUGUGGAGCAUGGUGCUUAGGAACAGUAGCUUGAGGGCCGGCGAGGUGGCUUAGCUAGCAGUGGCGCUUGCGGCCAAGCCUGACGACAUGAGUUCGACCCCCGAGCAUGGCUGUCCUUGGAUGCCCGUGUACCCUGUAGAGGCUCAAUGCCAGGUCAUAACUCAGCCACUGUGAACUUCAGGACAUAGGAAGAGCCGAGCCAGACCACCACACAGCCACAUCUUUACAGGGCAGCCUGUAGCCUCUGCAGCUCCACAGGAGGAUACACGCCACCGCUGCAUGCACUGACCAGGCCACUUUCCCAGUUACAGCCUUGUUCGUGAGGACCUGUAGGCAGCUCCCAAGAUGGGUGAAAGGAAAGGCCAAAACAAGUAUUAUCCCCCAGACUUCAACCCCGAGAAGCAUGGCUCUCUCAACCGAUACCACAACAGCCACCCCCUUCGAGAACGGGCUCGGAAGCUGUCACAAGGCAUCCUUGUCAUUCGGUUUGAAAUGCCAUAUAACAUCUGGUGUGACGGCUGCAAGAACCACAUCGGCAUGGGUGUGCGCUACAAUGCAGAAAAGAAGAAGGUUGGCAAUUACUACACAACUCCAAUCUACAGGUUCCGGAUGAAAUGCCACCUUUGUGUCAACUACAUCGAGAUGCAAACAGACCCUGCGAACUGUGACUAUGUCAUCGUGAGUGGUGCCAGUCGCAAGGAGGAGCGUUGGGAUAUGGAAGACAAUGAGCAGGUGCUGACCACAGAGCAUGAGAAGAAAGAGAAACUGGAGACAGAUGCCAUGUUCCGCCUGGAGCAUGGCGAGGCUGACCGUAGCACACUGAAGAAGGCCCUCCCCACACUCAGCCACAUCCAGGAGGCACAGAACGCCUGGAAGGAUGACUUCGCUCUGAAUAGCAUGCUCCGCAGGCACUUUCGGGAAAAGAAGAAAGCCAUGCAGGAGGAGGAAGAGAAGGACCAGGCGCUGCAGGCGAAGGCCAGCCUAGCCAUCCCUCUCGUGCCAGAGUCAGAGGACGACCGGAAGCUGGCCGCCCUGCUAAGGUUGCACACGCUGGACUCCUAUGAGGACAAACAGAAACUGAAGCGCACAGAGAUCAUUCACCGCUCUUGGUUCCCCUCGGCCCAGGGACCCAGUGCUAGCAGCAGCAAAGCUAGCAACGUCCUAAAGAAGCUGUGCCAGGGCCGCAGACCAACCCCCAGCACCACAGGCACAGUGGGGGACCUGGGCAUAGUGAGGAGAAGGUCUCGAGAAGUUCCAGGAAGCCCCCAGAGUGCAGCAGACGGUCCCUUGCCAGCAGAACCAAGAGGGCCACCAGGAGCCACCCAGGACAGCUCUCAGGAGACAGCAGCGGCCCCUAGGACCAGCAAGACACCAGAAUCCAAGAGGAACUGUAGAGAGCAGGCCUUACCCCUAGGUUCCUCCCAGGAGGACCUACUGCACCCCAGCACCCCCAGUGCCUCCUUGGUGGCUGACUACUCAGACUCAGAGAGCGAGUGAGGGAGUCAGCAUUCCGGGGACCGGAAGCCAGGACCAGGACUCGGCCAGACCUUACAGACUGCAGGCCCCGCUGCUGCCCGCCCAGCCACAGCCUUCUCUCCCUCUACAGAUCAUUAUUUAUUUAGUCUUGGUUAGGAUGUCUGUGCCUUGGGGUAACCGCUGACACCCUAACAUUAAAGCCCUGUUCUUUGUCCCUGA
This is a messenger RNA of Peromyscus eremicus (cactus mouse), 1848 nucleotides long. RefSeq names its product YJU2 splicing factor homolog B (gene Yju2b). The transcript is spliced from 10 exons. Gene Ontology annotation, cellular component: U2-type spliceosomal complex; post-mRNA release spliceosomal complex. Gene Ontology annotation, biological process: mRNA splicing, via spliceosome. The record is from RefSeq and is a predicted model, not a curated record. The coding region runs from base 499 to 1650 and encodes 383 amino acids. NCBI's taxonomy places the organism in Eukaryota, Metazoa, Chordata, Mammalia, Rodentia, Cricetidae.